Molecule: messenger RNA, 747 nt
Organism: Dacryopinax primogenitus
Lineage: Eukaryota; Fungi; Basidiomycota; Dacrymycetes; Dacrymycetales; Dacrymycetaceae
Product: alpha/beta-hydrolase
Exons: 5
Coding region: 1-747 (248 amino acids)
Biological process (GO): protein depalmitoylation
Cellular component (GO): cytoplasm
Molecular function (GO): palmitoyl-(protein) hydrolase activity; carboxylic ester hydrolase activity
Source: RefSeq, a predicted model, not a curated record
AUGUCUAUCACAACGCCCGCACGAGAGCCCAAGCCUGCGCUCCAAGUCGCCCCCGUCGGUGAACACAAGGCGACAGUCUUCUGCCUUCACGGCCUGGGAGGAUCAGGCGACGGGUGGCUGCAUGUUAUAGAUGAUAUGAAGAAGAGGGAAGGGUUGAAGGACGUGAAGUGGGUGCUUCCAAACGCGUAUACACGGCGCGCAAUCACCGCGAACUUUGGGCAAGAGAUGCCAGGAUGGUACAACGUCCUGCGGAUCGACGAUUCCUCCAUUGCAAGGCAAGAAGACGCCGAAGGCCUGUGGUCAAGUGUCGAGCGCAUACAUGGAGUACUCGACGAAGAAGUGACCGCCGGUAUACCUAGCGAACAGAUCGUUCUCGCCGGGUUUAGUCAAGGUGCAGCGGUGACGAUGGCUUCUGGACUCACGUAUUCCAAGAAAUUGGCUGGCAUUGCUGUAUUGAGUGGAUACUUGAUGAGGGAACUUAUAUGGGUCGUUGCACAGCGGAAAUCACCUUUCGUGCCGGAGCUGCCGUUCUUUCUCGCGCAUGGAAACGACGACGCCGUGGUCAGCAUGGAGACGAGCGAGACGAGCGUCCAAUCCCUGAAGGACAAGUUCGGGUACAAGCCGAUCGAGGAGAAGGGGAAAUUCACGGUGAUGUAUUAUGAGGACGUAGGGCAUUUUGCUGCCGAUGAGGAGAUUGAGGAUCUGGUAGAGUGGCUCGAAGAGGUGUUAAAGGUGAAGCAGGAUUAG